AUGGUACCUCCUAUUAUGGUGUAUACAUGGUCAUUUACAGCUGCUACACCUGAUUUUCGAUGUCGUCAUCCAACACAAAUUUCGGAUACAUAUAAUAAUAAAUCAAAUGAAUUAUUUAGUAAAUUCUAUCAACCAACAGAAACUGAAUGUAAACUUCAUCAAAAAUUGGCAUCACUUAAAGAAUGUCAACGAUGUUAUCGAAAAUCAUACUCAAGUAAUCGUUCAACAAUAAAUAAUCUUCAAACAUGCGAUAAUUAUGUUUUCGAUCGAAGUAUAUAUAAGAAGACUUUAGUUGAAGAGUGGACAAUGGUUUGUGAUCGAGUAGGUCUUCGAUCUACUGUACAAAUGAUUUAUUUUGCUGGUUUUAUGUGUGGUGCUCUCUUUUUUGGUACAAUGGCUGAUAGAUAUGGUCGUCGAAAAGUUAUGGGUGCUAGUUUUAUCCUUAUGACUUUCGCUGGAUUCUUAUGUACUUAUGGUCCUCAAGCUAGAUUUGGUGUGUGGCCUUCGUAUAUUAUAUUCGUUAUAGCUCGUAUUCUUCUUGCUUGUUCAACACGAGGUAUAUCUGAAUCAGGUUUUGUACUUGGUUCAGAAAUGGUUGAACCAGAUAAACGUCUAAUGGUUGGUAUUGUUAUGGAUUAUUUCUUUGUGUUUGGUGAAUUUUUUCUUGUUCUUAUGGCAUAUAUAUUUCGAACAUGGCGAACUUUGACACUCGUAAUAACAUUAUUUACUAUCCCAUUUUGUUUCUUUUAUUUUAUUCUACCCGAAAGUCCACGAUGGUUAGUGAGUAAAGGUCGUUUUGAUGAAGCUGAAACGAUUUUACGUCAUAUUGCAAUAGUAAACAAACAAAAUUUUGAUUCUGAUGCAUAUGAACAAUUGAAAGAAACACAAAAGAAUAGUAUGACGCAUAAAACUGUAUCAAUUGGUGUAAUAAGCUUAUUUCGAACGAAAGUUAUUCGAAUUAUUACUCUUAAUCUUUUCUUUCAAUGGCUUGCACAAAAUCUUGUCUUCUAUGGUGUUUCACAAAAUACAGGAGCUUGGGAACUUGAUCCAUACUUAUCAUUUGCUUUGAGUGGUGUAGUUGAACUGUUUGCCUAUAUAGUUAUACAUUUAAUACUCAAUCGAUUAGGACGUAAACUUCCUUAUUGUUUAUUUGCUAUUCUUUUUGGAUUAAUAGCUUUACUUACACUACCUGUUCAAGCUUUUCUAUCAGAAAAUAAAUCAAUGCAACGUUCAGUUAUGUUAAUAAUCAAUAUUUCAUUGAAAUUUUUAGCAUCAGCUUCAUUUGCUAUUAUUUAUUUAUAUACAACUGAAUUAUUUCCUACAAAUGUUCGAACAACUGCUUUAGGCUAUUGUUCAAUGAUUGGACGAUUGGGAGCUAUUCUUGGAACAUUUUCUAAUGAUUAUUUAGCACGCGUAUGGAUUAAUUUUCCAAUUAUAUUAUAUGGAGUUAUUUCAUUAAUCGCAGGUAUACUAGCGUUAGUCUUUCCUGAAACAUUACAUAAACCAUUACCACAAACUGUUGAUGAAGUUGAACAGAUGGGUUUAACAUUGUGUUCUAGAAACGAACGUCGUCGUAGUUCACUUUCUAAUAAUGCUGUCUCACAUCCAACAACUAUAGAAACAUUAUAA
Adineta steineri is the source of this 1629-nucleotide messenger RNA. The record is from the annotation of a GenBank genome assembly. NCBI's taxonomy places the organism in Eukaryota, Metazoa, Rotifera, Eurotatoria, Adinetida, Adinetidae.